This is a messenger RNA of Medioppia subpectinata, 1410 nucleotides long. Lineage: Eukaryota; Metazoa; Arthropoda; Arachnida; Sarcoptiformes; Oppiidae. The record is from the annotation of a GenBank genome assembly.
GUGACGCCAUAUUGUUUGAGAGCGAGUUUUUGUCAAACAAUUCUCAACUCUGAAUCCAAACUCUGUAUAAAAGACUCGCUUUUCUGACAAAUGAAACUCAUUGUUGAGCGAGACUUACUGUGAACCACAACAAUGACCACAACUGCUCUCCAAAUGAACAACAACGGCGUCAAGGACGACUGGAAGUCGGCGUUGAAGGCGCCGCCGCGCGACACCCGCGUGCAGACCUCGGACGUGACGAACACGCGCGGCAACGAGUUCGACGAGUUCUGCCUCAACCGCGAGCUCCUGAUGGGCAUCUUCGAGAAGGGGUGGGAGCGCCCGUCGCCCAUCCAGGAGGCGGCCAUUCCGGUGGCGCUGCUCGGGCGCGACGUGUUGGCGCGCGCGAAGAACGGCACGGGCAAGACGGGCGCGUACAUCAUUCCGCUGCUGCAGAAGGUGGACGUGACGUCACAGCACAUCCAGGCGCUGAUCGUGGUGCCGACGCGGGAGCUCGCGCUGCAGACGUCGCACAUCUGUCUGGAGCUGUCGAAACACAUGAACGCCAAAGUGAUGGUCACGACGGGCGGCACCAAUCUCAAGGACGACAUCCUGCGCAUCUACGACAACGUGCACGUCGUCAUCGCGACGCCCGGACGCAUCCUCGACCUCAUCGAGAAGAAGGUGGCGGUGAUGGACAGGUGCGGCAUGUGCGUGCUCGACGAGGCCGACAAGCUCCUGUCGCAGGACUUCAAGGGCAUGCUCGACCUGCUCAUCGGGCACCUGCCGAACGACCGCCAGAUCCUGCUCUUCUCGGCGACGUUUCCCGUGACGGUGGAGCAGUUCAUGCGCAGACACCUGAAGGCGGCGCACGAGAUCAACCUGAUGGAGGAGCUGACGCUGAAGGGCGUGACGCAGUACUACGCGUUCGUGCAGGAGCGCCAGAAGGUGCACUGUCUCAACACGCUCUUUAGUAAACUCCAGAUCAACCAGUCCAUCAUCUUCUGCAACUCGACGCAGCGCGUGGAGCUGUUGGCGAAGAAGAUCGCGGAGCUGGGCUACAGCUGCUACUACAUCCACGCGCGCAUGCCCCAACCGCACCGCAACCGCGUGUUCCACGACUUCCGCAACGGCCUGUGCCGGAACCUCGUCUGCAGCGACCUCUUCACGCGCGGCAUCGACAUCCAGGCCGUCAACGUCGUCAUCAACUUCGACUUCCCGAAGAUGGCCGAGACCUACUUGCACCGGAUUGGCCGCAGCGGUCGCUUCGGGCACCUGGGCGUGGCCAUCAACCUGAUCACGUACGACGACCGCCAUCAGCUGCACCGCAUCGAGAGCGAGCUGUCGACCACAAUAGCGCCCAUUCCCAAAGUGAUCGAUCCGUCGCUGUACGUGGCGGAGGCGCAUGCGCGCGGCGCCGACGACGACUAA